Anopheles darlingi is the source of this 6915-nucleotide messenger RNA. RefSeq lists its product as uncharacterized. Bases 1631 to 5383 code for a protein of 1250 amino acids. NCBI's taxonomy places the organism in Eukaryota, Metazoa, Arthropoda, Insecta, Diptera, Culicidae. The record is from RefSeq and is a predicted model, not a curated record. The transcript is spliced from 11 exons.
GAAGAAGAAGAAGAAGAAGAAGACCCCGGUUUACCCCAUUCCUCCUUGACCACACGGUAGUAGAAUCCCAAUUAAGUGAUUGAUUAAGUGGCGCCUAGGUCGAUUGUAAACGCCAAGCUCUCAUGCCCGCCCAGGACGCCUACUCAAGUGUACAGGGGACAUCGCACAUGAUGUAGCCCACCCGGAAAAACUGGGAGAACAGGUGCGCGAAAGGUGCUGUUUCAAUCCGAGUGUUCGAAGGUAAAAGCGGUCGCUAGAGCUAAAACUAAAACCUAGUGACGUUGUGCCUUGCCAGCCACUCUCUAGUGUUAGUGAAAGUGGAAAGGAACUCCGGUCUAGUUCCCGUCUUCAGCCCGGUUGUAGCGACAGCGCCCUCAGUUUCUGUUCCCCAAAAUUCAGCAUCCAAUCGACCAGCACUGACCCCUUUCCCCACCCCUCCCCUAACUUCUUCUGGCCACAUACAUCGUGGUCAUAGCAGAGUGCCGCAAGAUACUCUUCUCUGGAUCAUCACGAACCUUUCCGUUCGUGGCACCGCCUCCGGUGCUUCGGUGGAAGUCACCGUUUUAGUUUCCGGAGCUGAAGUGGGUCAGUGGCUCGCCGUCGUGGCCUCUGUUACGACUUCGGGGUGCUAGUAAAGACUUUUGCUUAGCCUCGGAAAGGUCGUUACGGAUGUCGGUGGAACAUCUCUGCACGUAGGACACCCACGUUAUACCGUACAUCCGUCUUGUUAAUGAAUCACACCACAUCAUAGGAAGAAUGCGUGAUAAGAAGAAUGUAGAUUAUGCUGGUCAGCCGGUUUGUUUGCCAGGAUAGUGUGUCUCAUUCGUUGUUAUAAAGUUUUUUCUUCUUCCUUUCUCUUCGUCGUGAAUCGUGAAGCUGCUUCGUUGCGUUAGCGCUAUGCGAACGAGCGGCAUUAAGUGGCGCACUGCUGCAUUAAUUAAGUUUCUUCAAUUUACCAUUCCUGUGGCAAGUGAAACCGGGUGUUCGUGUACUAGCAACACCAAACUACGAGACACUUCGGGCAGUGAUCUCCUCAGAGAAGAGCGGUGUUGAAUAUACAAGAUUCUCCGUCUAACGCGAAUCCAUCUCAUUUAAGUAGCCACUAUCCUUAAACCAAUAUCGUGUGUACGUGAGUGUCGCUGGCAGUGCCCGUAGCCUGUGAUGUAAAUAUCGUGGGGAUUCCGUCCACGAUACAAUAGGGGCGACGUAUGUGCGUGCGUGAAAGUAAAGAGUGUCCACCACCAACAGAAGGGUCAGUUCCUCGCUCGACGAUGAACAUACAAAAUAGGCAGUGACAAAUGCCGCGGUCCCUACCAACAAUAGGCAAAGCAAUGAAGCAACCUACGGCACAUGAACUAGAGUUAGUUCAGGUACCGUGAAUCAUAGUGCACUGGUCAUACAGGGCCAGUCGCGAGGACAACGGCGAACACAAUAAUUUCGUCAGUAGCACAAAAAGAAGAUAUCUAGUAAGCAGAAAGCGAUUGUUUCUUGACAUUUGUGCGGUUUUUCACUGCCCGCAAAAAAGUAAAUACCCAACCAAAGGCAAGGACCUAUCUUCGUGGCCUCAAGAUACCACGGAUAAAGUAGCAGCUUAGAGUCGGCAUCCCAAAACGCCCCCAAAAGUAAAGUGAUGGACGAGGAAUCACUGAUUGCGAGGGCGAAGGAGGAACGAGAGAAAAUCUUCCAGCGCUACGACAAAGGCCGAGAGGCUGGUGCUGAGAUCGACCCGUGGGAGGAUCCGCAAUUCGAGGUCUACCAUCAGACGGAUAGGUAUGGAUUCAUACACGACAAGCGUCUACCGAAGAAGCGGGAUCCGCACGAAGCCAAAGCAACAGAGAUCGAAAUGGAGCGCGUGAAGAAAUGGAUCAAGAUGCUGGGUAUUUCAUCAGACAAACAUGCGCCGGCCCGCUCAUGGGAGGACCGUGCGUUACUAGCUAAGGUGCGGAAACGCGUAUUUAAGGGCAUCCCGGAGAAGGUGCGUCGUCAGGUGUGGUCAAAGUUGUUGAACCUCCAGGCGGUGAUGGAUAGUAAUCGUGGCAAGUAUAACGAUAUGCUGCAUCUGGCUCGUCAGUGGAGCACCGAGGCACGACAGAUCGAUUCCGACGUCAAUCGGCAGUUUCGCGAGCACCUCGACUUUCGUGAGCGAUACAGUGCGAAACAGAAGAGUCUCUUUAACAUUCUGGUCGCCUACAGCGUGUACAACACCGAGGUUGGCUAUUGUCAGGGAAUGUCGGCACUGGCGGGAUUGCUGCUGAUGUACAUGGAAGAAGAGGAAGCAUUCUGGGCACUUAGUAUCCUGCUAGCGAACAAGAAGUACGCCAUGCACGGACUGUUCAUUGAAGGUUUCCCAAAGCUGAACCGAUUCCUAGCACAUCACGAUAAAAUAAUCGCCAAAUUCAUACCAAAGCUUAAGAAACACUUCGAUCAGUAUCAUCUCGACUCGAUCCUCUACUCACUGAAGUGGUUCUUCCUAGUAUUCAUCGAGCGGAUACCUUUCAGCUUAUGCUUACGCGUGUGGGAUGUGUAUCUGCUCGAUGGCGAAAAGGUGGUCACCGCCAUGGCCUACAAUGUACUACGCUUGCAUAAGCACCGCAUUCUCAAGCUAAAAGAUAUGGACCUGAUUGUGCAAUACAUACAGACCAAACUUUAUGAAGACUUUGGACAUGACGAUGAUUUUGUCAUUAAAAGUCUAGAGCAGUGCAUGGAAGAACUUAGGAAGGCCGGUUUAGAGCUGCCACCACCUGCAACCGCGAAAGAGCUGCCUACAAAACAAUUUGGCGUUUUCGUGGAGCCCACAACGGAGGCUAAGAUUGGUCGUCGGAAGCAAGAAUUUACCGAAACAGAGAAAGAUGUCACGGAAUCGGUGAUGCUAAAGCGCGAGAUCACAGAACAAGAAAUUGCUGCACACGAACAAAAUGCCACAACUUCCGGAGGAUCCGCCCAACAUCUAAAUACAGUACACAUUCCAGAGUCGGAAGACGGAGGAUCAUUGAUAGGCAGCUCUCGGAAAUCGCUGGCCGACACGUCCGUUACGUCGACCGCCGACCUAAGCGUGCUUUCUGGUGGCCAAAGCCAGCGAUCACACCAGGCGUUCGAGCUCGGUCCGGAUGAUCAAAAGGCGAUCGUCAGCGAGGACGAUGAAGCGGACGAUGGUGAAAGCAGUCCCGUAUCAAAGCUCAAACAGUCUUCAGCAUCGUACGCCAAAGCGUACCACGAGGGCGGCCCGGUUGGCUAUCCCUCCGCCACCACCUCCACGAGGAGGCAAGCGAUGCUUAGAGGUGCAACCUCCGCAAUCGGUUCAACAAGCGUCGUAGAGCGAAGUCCGUCAGCACUACAGAUGACACCACGGGCGAUGUCACCGCAGGAUGUCGUACGGAUUUACGUCCCACCGGCACCACCGGACGAGUUGAGAACUGUUGACACGCAGCGAAGAAAUAAUGAUCGUGCAUCUACAGUACAGCCUCCCCAUUCCGCGAUCCGCAACCAUCGAUCAUCGCGUGGGCACGAAAAUGAUGACGAGGAUGAAGAGGAGGAUGAUGCUGAAUCGAAGACCCGAAGGAAUAGUGAAAUAGAUCUCUACCUUCAGCAACCGACAACCGGUAGCACGCCACUAAUUACUGCCGCAUCUGCUAGUACAUUGCAUGCUGCUGCUGGUGGGCGUUACUCAAACGAUUAUGCAAGCGGAGAAUUUCAAGGUCCUGCAUCGACCGUAUCUGCGUCCAACUCCGCUGUUGCCACCUCUACCAGUCAGCAUUAUGCUUCGAAUGGUCGUUCCAGUUCGUCGUCCCGCCGUGGUAGCAUGUCGCGCAAGUCGCCCGCUCCAAUGCUGGACAGUGAGUUCAUUAUCGAGUGCAGUCACGUAAAGAACCGGAAGUACGUGCCAGACCAUCAUAGUAGUCACAAUAGUCUGGUGCUCAUCGGGGCACCAGGCGGUGGCAGUAGGAAUGGGUCGGAGAGUAACAUUCAGCGCAUGACAUCGUUUGAGGAGCUGGCAAAAGCAAAGCUUCAGCAGCAUUUAUCCGGUAGUGGAGGUAGCAGUAGCAGCUUACGCCGGCUUACAACGGAAGAGCAUUACCGGCGAUCGACGGCUAAAAGCGGAGCGGGACCAUCGGUUGGCAGCAGCAGGAAGAUUAUGGCGAGAAGCGAAGUGUAUGAUACGAUCGACGAUGGGGACACGAUGGCCCCGGAUAGCUCGAUACACUCUACUAAAAGUGCCUACCGCGGCCACAAGAGUGAUUAUAACAUUCGCUACCACAAUAUGGCGUCGUCGCCAACGGCAGCACCUGCGUCACCGUUUAGUGAUGGUGCAGGCGAUGGAGAGGCCACUACAGAGUGGAGCAGUAGCGGCGGUGGUGCAGGAGGAGGAGGUAGAGGAGCCGAUGGGGAAAACCGUGCCUACAAAGCAAACCCAUCCCGGCAGCACAGCGACAGCUCACCCUUCGACUACGAUCCACUGACAACUACUGCAGGUGUUCCUUCGAAGCGCUACAAUCGAUUCUUCAACAACGAUGACGAUGAUGAAGAUGAGGACGACGAGGAAGAGGUUGGGAACAACGCAGACGGAGGCAGGCAGAUAGUUAGCAAAUCGAUUGGCGAAAAAACAAAUGCAGGUCGUAUCGCCCACAACUAUCGGCCGUACGAACGGCGCAAUGAAGAGGAGGAGGACAAACUGUUGGGUAAAUCUUCUGAUGAUUCGUCCACGAGUCCUCCACCAUCGGCGCCAAUCAGUAAUCGUCCUUCGCAGUUGCCGCAAUACCAUCGGACACCAGUAGUAGCUGGAAGCCAGCCACGCAGCCAACAGCAGCGUCCUCGACAGCGGCAACCACCUCACCACAACGGUGACAUCACAUCGACUCCAACCAAUGAUACCAUUCCGCUCCUGCCCGUUUCUCCGACGGAACUGUCCUCUCCCGGUAGCACUAUCUCUUCCCAUCGCACGUACACCGGCUCUACAGCCUCGGGAUCGGCGAUACCCGUUAGCAGCGUCAAACGUAAAACAUCCACCGAUGCUACUUCUUCUGCGCAUCGACGACAAGGAUCGAGCUCGGCAUCCGGUAAGCUGUUCCACUCGGCCGUACCGUCAUCACCACCACAACCAACGGCGGCGGGCGGUAAUCUAUCGCGCAUUCCGAUUGGGUUGCGGUCACCAACAUCUCCGACUGGUUCGUUCCGUACAGUAUCGCCCAAGGUGAACUCCCAAUCGCGCAUUCCUCGUAGUAGCGAGCAGGCGCCAACUUCGAAUAUCCCCUCACCUACUGACUUCGGCGGAACUGCCACCUACGGGUCUCGAGUCGGCUCGUCCCGUUCUUCGCACCAGAUCCCAUCCGAUGCGAACAAAAUACGUAUACAAAUCAAUCCCUCCCAAUCGUACACGACGGGUUGAAUGGCAUGUGCAAUGUUGAAGGAGCCGUACUCUCCUCUGCUCCCGGUUAGUAAGGAUCCAGCGAAUAUGAAACAUCUAUGACAAGUUUGAUGAUUGUGUAGGAACCGUGCAAAAGUGGGAAGCGUUAUGUAUAGAAAGAGAAGAAACGUAUAUCAAAUCAUAGGUAUUCGCAGUAGCAUGUAUCGUCGCUUGGCCCAUGAACAAAACGAAUGUUAGUUUUGUUUGUUGCUAUAAAGGCCUACUAAGCGUGUGUACCUGUCGUCCUGGUUAUUGUUGGUCCCUUCCUUGUUCAGGCAACCUAUUGUCAACUAGACACGACUUCUGGGAUAAGGGUAUCGAACAUCAACGAAAUCAGAAUCUCGAAACAUUCCCGCUGUUGUUGCUGCUGUGUCGGUUUUACCGCUACCACUUUACAACUUCCAUUCCACUUGCUGUAGUAAUACGGCAAAUCUCGUUAAGUGACGGAUUUUCGCUACAUCUUUCGAAAAUCAAAUGAUGUUGUUUCCCUCGAAAAUAAACUCAAAUUGAUCUGAUUUGAUGAAUCUGGAGCAUACAACGAACCCGUCCCGCGAACGGUGCGUUUUGCACUAUUAUUGUUACGAUUGUUGCCCAGCUCCCUAAAAAGCAAUAACUUUAACUGAUAUUUUUAAAACAAUAUCAAGAAGGCAGCGAAUGGAUUUCGAUGGUUCCUUCCACAGAUAAACAUUCGCUCGGCCUUUGCGGGUAAUAUUAUUUUAACUAUUUUUAACUUCUUUUUCGCCGGAUGAUCGAAUCAAAAGGACUGUGUAACGCGGUAGUAUCGUAACAGAGUACCGUUGCCCAUGAAUGUGUGACUCCGAAUCGAAAUGAAAGCAUUUAACAAGUGUAGUAGACAGCUAGACAGGAAGGUAUGGUUAUGCUGCGCCAGGACGUUUUAGCAUUCAUGCAUGCAUGUCUGGCUGCACUAUCGGAGUUUUCUGUUAUUCUCCUGCGCUUGUGGAAAAAGAUAUUAUUGAUUAUUGUAUCGUUCUAGGCUAACUCAAUCGUCAACCGAAGAAUAAAAGCGAUGGGUUUUGCUUUUGCGAAUGGAAUAUAUAAAAAUGAAGAUUAUUAUUGAAGGGAAUCGGCAUUUAUGAACGAAAGUUGACUUAUGUACCAAACCAAUGCACUCAGAAGGAGGAAUGAGAAGAAACUUGAACUAAACAUCGUGGUUUCCAAGCCUGCUCUGCUUAAUUUAUUUUAAUAGGCGCAUUUACUCAACAAGCAGACAUAGCCUUUACCAUUUCUCGCUUUUUAUCCGCCUCCUCUCUCUGUCCCUGUCACACAUCAAGUGGAAGAUAGUGGAUACAACCGAAUUAGUUAACUGUUGACAAUUUCGCAUCCUUUUCCAAAACAAAAAACCAAUCCAACGCCACACUCAAUUCACACUCAAUUGAGAAAGAAGACAUGCGGGCGGCGUAUCCGGUCAUUGCGAAGUGGGAAGCAAUUGCGCACGCGUUUUUUUUUAAUAAAAUAAAAGAAUGAAAACCUGGCUCCAGCUCCAUCCAUGUGUG